Molecule: messenger RNA, 2752 nt
Organism: Loxodonta africana (African savanna elephant)
Lineage: Eukaryota; Metazoa; Chordata; Mammalia; Proboscidea; Elephantidae
Gene: PXDC1
Product: PX domain containing 1
Exons: 5
Coding region: 57-752 (231 amino acids)
Molecular function (GO): phosphatidylinositol binding
Source: RefSeq, a predicted model, not a curated record
CCGGGCGCGGCUCUGGGGCGCCCCCGCGCGGCCGGGCAUGUGCGCGCCCCGCGGGCAUGGCCUCGGCGGUGUUUGAGGGCACGUCGCUGGUGAACAUGUUUGUGCGCGGCUGCUGGGUGAACGGCAUCCGCAGGCUCAUCAUCAACCGGCGCGGCGACGAGGAGGAGUUCUUCGAGAUCCGCACGGAGUGGUCGGACCGCAACGUGCUCUACCUGCACCGCAGCUACGCCGACCUGGGCCGCCUGCUGCGGCGCCUCGGCGACUCCUUCCCCGAGGACCGGCCGGCGCUGGCGCGCUCCCCGCUGCUGCCAGGGCUGGUUGCCAUUAAGGAUGCCCAUGACAUUGAGACAAGGCUUAAUGAGGUGGAGAAGCUUCUCAAGGCGAUCAUCAGCAUGCCGUGUAAAUACUCCAGGUCAGAAGUUGUGCUCACCUUCUUUGAAAGAUCUCCUCUGGAUCAAGUGUUAAAAAAUGAUAAUGUCCACAAAAUUCAGCCCAGCUUUCAGAGUCCAGUGAAGAUAUCAGAAAUCAUGAGGUCCAACGGCUUUUGUUUAGCAAAUACAGAGACGAUCGUCAUUGACCACAGUAUACCAAAUGGGAAGGACCAGCACCUGGAAGUGGACUCAGCGGAGCACCUGUUUGAGAAUGGCAGUGAGUUUACCUCAGAGCUGGAGGAUGGCGACGACCCGGCAGCCUAUGUCACCAACCUAUCCUAUUACCACCUGGUACCCUUCGAGACAGAUAUUCUAGAUUGAGCGCUCAUUAGAGUCUUCACCCCACCUCAGGCCUUUAUUGCUGAUCUGCUGCUGUCCCUCCACGCUGGAUGUCAAGGGCCAAAAGCGGCCCCCUGGCCUCAGGUCAGGGACAAUGCCUGUGACGUCCCAGGUGGUGGCUCUACUACUCAGAGCUGACUGGCAUCACCCAAACACAAGCCUGGCAGGGACUGGGGAUGACAGCACGGUGUCCUGUGGGAAAAUGCACGGGAUUCCUGGUUGUUGACAGCUGAUGGCAUAUACUCCAACCACAAGGAGCCCUAGUCACAGCAUGCCCAUGCCACCAGCUGCUUCGGGGGGUCUUUUCUCUCCUCAGCACCACCAGUCUGCUGUUCCUCUCCAGGGACCUGCACAUACUCAUCUGCAUCACCACAGCCAACACCCACAAGAGCAUGCCCUUGCAGGCCCGCCUCCACCGGCCGUGCCAGCUUUCUGCUUUCGUUGUUGUUCCUUCUUGAGGAGGAGCAGGGCUGGCCUGGCCACCCCUUACUCCCCACUGUUCACUCACAUGUCAAGUGCACAAAACAUUUAAAGGGAGGUUUUGAUGCCUUGCCAAGCUCUGGACAGCACAGCCAGGGAGUGUUAAGUAAUCCAGGAUUUCCCUGGGAACUGGGGUUUGUGGCUUUCAUUUUUGUUUUUCCUCUUUUGUCUGGAAACCGGGCUUUGUGUCAGCCUUAAGAUGUGUUUACAGAAGGCCAGUCACUACUGGAAGUACAUUCUAUAAGGAGGGGGAUCCUGGCGAUGGGGGUGCCCACAUCGACUUGGACUGAGAGUUAAUGACACUCUUUACAAGAAUGGGUCCAAAGAAAAGGAGUUCCUUCCAGCCUCAUAGCAUCUCCUCGUCCUUCGGUGCAGAGGAGUGGUCUGAUGUCCACCUCAGCGCUGUUCACCAGGCGUUCAGUGGAGCCGUUUUGUAAUCAGAAUGGAAGCAUAGGAAUUGAGUCCCUGUUGCCCGUGGCGAGGGGCUGGUUCUGGGCUACUCUUCUCACGGUAUCUACUAACAACCAAUGCUGACUAAUGUAAAUAAUCAUAAAUUAUUGAGAGUCCUAAUUCUUUUACACAGUCUGUUUUUUAAUCUAUUUUAAUUAAAUAAAAUAUAUUACUCUACUUACAUGUAUUUAAGGUGUGUGCCUAUAAAGGUACAGUUCUUUUUGUUCCCACCCAGGGAGGGGCUGGAAACCUCACGUGGCCUCCUGGCGUCGGCCCUGAGCAUUCUGGUCAAGUUGUAUUUUUUAGGAAAUGUGUUAAAUUCUCACCCUAGGGAAUGGUAUUUGGGUUUUCCCCCUUUCCAUGUUCCUCUUUGGCAGCCACAGGAACCCGCUUCUUUGACUAGCAGCAGAGCGUAUGGAACGUCUGCUGGUUUUGUGUUUCCUUCCUUCCAGCUGUUUUGGAGCCUUGGUGGCCAUGUGGUUAAGAGCUCAGCUGCUAACCGAAAAGUUGACAGUUUGAAUCCACCAGCUGCUCCUUGGAAACUCUAUGGGGCAGUUCUACUCUGUCCUAUAGGGGUCACUAUGAGUCGGAAUCAACUUGAUGGCAAUGGGUUUUCCAGGUAUUUAAUGGAUCCUGCUUUCAAAUAGACUGUUAGGUGGCUGACUAGAGUUGACCAGUUGUCUUUCUUUUCUUGGAGAAUAAAAUUUGCUUUUGUACCAGGAUGGAGCUUCUGGCCUAACAUUAGUAUCAAUCAACCUGUUUCAUUAAUGACCAUCCAGGUCACUUACUGCCUGGUGGCUUACCCUUCUGACCUAUGGACCACAGAGGUGCCUCUCCCCAGCGGUUCAGCCACUGUGAUGGUGUGAUGGCCACUUCUGCAGCUCAUUCACCUACUUGAACUGUAUUUCCCUGCCCCGGUGAAACCUAUGGUUGGCUCCUCAACGUCCCCCUCAGCUUUCACUCAAGAAGCCUCGCUGUUUCCUAUCAGUGCACAGUAAGGUCUGUAAAGUAUGUUUGGGUGUUUCUUUUCCUAUUAAACACAUCAGCACAUC